AUGUCCUUGGAAGAAAUACUUGCCAGAAUACACGAAAAGUUGUAUGGUAAAGAACAUUUUGGUAGCAACAAUGGUUGUCAAACUAAAUCUACUUCAGCUGUAAGCAUGUUGAUUCAUGGUUCUGGCAGUGACCAGUGGGAAGAGCUCUCUCUAGGUACAAAUGCAGGAGUGAAGAUGAAUUCAGAUGGAUCCCUCUCGAAGAUGAUGCAGAGAUGGAAAGAGUACCAGCUUCAGUGCCUGAAGUAUUUAUACGAGGCUCCCCCCGUUGUGGCAGAAGGCAAGUUUUGCAAUAGAACCUUUGACAACUAUGCCUGCUGGCCUGAUGGGCUGCCUGGGACCUUUGUGAAUGUGAGCUGCCCUUGGUAUCUCCCUUGGGCCAGCACAGUGCUUCAAAGACAGGCUUACCGCUUCUGUACUAGUGAGGGCACUUGGUUGUUGAAGGAGAAUUCGACCCUGCCCUGGAGGAACCUUUCUGAAUGUGAGGCAGCUGACAGGGAUGCGCCAGAGGAACAGCUUCUAUACCUGUCAGUCAUAUACACUACUGGAUAUGCUCUUUCCUUCUCUGCCCUUGUAAUAGCAACUGCUAUUCUUCUUGGAUUCAGGCAUCUGCAUUGCACCAGGAAUUAUAUUCACCUGAACCUCUUCACCUCUUUUAUUCUGCGUGCUGUGUCUGUCUUCAUUAAGGACUCUGUGUUGAAAUGGAUGUAUAAGACAGCCACUCAAGAGCACCAGUGGGAAGGCCUUAUCUCUUACCAGGAGUCACUCAGUUGCCGCCUGGUCUUUGUGAUGAUGCAGUAUUUUGUGGCUGCAAACUACUACUGGCUGUUGGUGGAAGGCAUGUACCUGUAUACGCUCCUGGUUCUUUCGGUUUUUUCUGAGCAACGAAUCUUUCGGCUUUUCCUCUGCAUUGGCUGGGGUGUGCCAAUGCUGUUUGUUAUCCUCUGGGGAACUGUCAAGUACCUUUAUGAAGAUGAGGGUUGUUGGAGCAGAAAUUAUAACAUGAAUUACUGGCUGAUCAUCAGACUGCCCAUUCUGAUUGCUAUUGCGGUGAAUUUCCUGAUCUUUAUCAGAGUUAUAUGCAUUAUCAUUUCCAAACUGCAAGCAAAUUUGAUGUGCAAAACUGACACAAAAUGCCGAUUGGCCAAGUCUACACUGACCCUGAUCCCACUGCUGGGGACCCACGAGGUCAUCUUUGCAUUUGUCACAGAUGAGCAUGCCAGAGGGAUGCUGCGCUUUGUGAAGCUCUUUACUGAACUCUCCUUCGCCUCCUUUCAGGGGCUGAUGGUUGCUAUUCUCUACUGUUUCAUCAAUAACGAGGUUCAGAUGGAGUUUCGGAAGAGCUGGGAGCGCUGGAGACUGGAACACUUUUAUGUCCAGAGAGACAGCAGUAUGAAACCACUGAAGUGCCCAGGCAACAGCAUCAGUAGUGGAGGCACAGUGGGCAGCAGUGUCUAUACUGCGACUUGCCAAGCCACAUUCAGUUAAGAUUACUACAGGCAAAAAUGCAAAUGAAUCAGAUCAGCCUGAAAGAAGUGUAAGACGCACCUGAAAACUCUUAAAUGUCCAGGCAAGCAGCUUUUUUAUGUCUUCUGGAGCCAGCAACUUAAGCAAGCAUGUGUUGCUUAUUGCUUCAGGCGGCUGGACAAAGGUUUCUAGGGAAAGCAAUCUGCUAAUGUAAUCAACGCAUCAGAGGAAAAAUUGAUCAUGUCUAAAGUAAGUUUAAAGAGUUUCUUCCUAUUAACACACAAGGCCUCCAGGUGUCCAAAACUUUAGUGCUCCAUUGAUCUGGUCACAAACCAUAGGGUCAAUGGCUUGUUACUGUAGGUGGGUGAGCUGAAUGAUCUGCUGAUUCAAUUACAAAAAUACAGAACAUGACUAUUGACAAAAAAAUAUGUUUAGGUUUCUACUAGGAAAGGAUGAGAUGCUCAUCAUUUUUAGGAAGAAGUACUUGUAAAGCAUGAACAUAUUUCUCUCUGGUACGAUCACUUGAUUUAAAUAAUAUUCUUAUAGCAAAAGCAUCCAAAAUUUAUGGUUGGAGAUUGUGCAGCUACUUAACGAGUAGAGGCAUUGAAAGCCUAGUUUGCUAUAACUGGGAUGGGUAAUGGGCUGCCUCUCUAGCACAUUUCUGAAUUUGAGUCACUUUAAGAAUCAUCAUCUGUAUAGAGUAGGGACCUAUUCUGUUAAUGUGUCCUUUCCAUUAACACUGAUGGGGUUAGAACUGCAUGCAUAACCCUUAGCUUUUACAUAGCACUUAGCAUCUUCAAAUAGGUGUACAAAUAUUAACUUAUGGAUAGAAGUAAUGAGUUGUGCCUCCACACAAGUGGCUGACAAUGGAUAACCUUUUUUGUGGAAGGUAUGCUUUGCGUCCUGUGGGUAUACACAUGCAUCCAUCAUCUUGUGGCCACUACACUUUACUAAACUUCAUUUUGAAAUCAUGGGAGCCCCAGCAGUUUGUAGUGUAUUUUCAUUUUUCUUGUCUCUAAUCUUGCUGGUUUUCUCUGCCAGGCAGAAACUAAGGUUUACUGAGUAUAUUCAGCACAGAGGACAGCUCCCUGACCUCUUUUUCUGCUUGUGUUACUCACUGUAAUGCUGUGAACUUUAGAAUCUCAGCACUUAAAAUUCUGCAAGCCAAAAUUAACUAGUAAAACUUUAUGUAAAUGCAAAAGCUUUUUUUCCUACAGUGGGUGAAGUCAGUUGAGAGGCCCCUUCAAGGUGCUAAUUGUCCUUAAUUCCUACUAAAUUCCAGUGGUGUUGAAGAUUUGAGAAAAACAGUAAGAGCUAUAUAUGCAACAGGAACUCAAGACUGCGGGCCCAGUAUUGCAACCCUAUUUUUUAGGUACCCUGCCACAUAGUUGAAUUGACAAAAGCUAGGAUGCUGUGUAGGGGUUCAUAGUUGGGUGCCUAAUUCCAAGUGAGUGCCCAUGGCUACACUACUCUUCUUGCAAAAACAUGGAAAGAGAGAUGUCAGCACCACAACUUUACAUAACUCACUUCAGAUGUAGAAGACCUAGGUUCAAAUUCUGCCUUGGCCAAAGUGCUCAUGAACCUACUCAUGCCCUAACCACUGGACUAGAAGAUAUUUUGGGUGGGGCUUUCUGUCUGUCCUGUUGAAGUUGUUUCACAUGUUCUCCUGGGCCAUAAAAUAUCCCAUGUCAGAAUGCUUUCAAGAUGGGUGGAUAGGGAAAUCACUUGGGAAGUGAAAGACCCAAGUUCAUGUUUUCUCAUAGGGCAGGGGAGGGCAUUCUAUGUUGACUGUAUAUGGAGCUUGCACACCUAACUCGGUAUCUCAAAGUUAGGUACUUCAAUGCAGUACUUUAACUUUUCUCUGAAUCUAGCCCUUGACCUCAAUGUGAUCUUGUGACCGUGAGUUCCAGGGGCUACUUAUUCACUGUAUGUAAAACAAAAAAUAGACUUUCAGCUUAAAUGUGUUGCUUUUCAAUCUCAUUGAAUGUGCCUUUCAUCCCUCAUUGCAAGAAAAGUUAAGUUUAAAUCUCUUCUAAACACCUCUGCCCUCUGCACACCUCUGCCCUCUCUUUUUUGUUUCCUUUCAAAACAAAAGCAGGUUCCAGGCUCUCUUUCAAAGGGAAUUUUCCAUGCCUUAGUUUUUACCAGUCAAAUCUGAAUUCUUGAAGGCUAGCAAAGACUGAGGAACUUCAGAGAAACUUAAUAAAAGUACUAACUAAAGCUGCAACAUGUGCUUUUAGUGCUUGGGUGAGCAAGAAAGGAUUCCUGGAGUAGGGUCAAAGCUAGGUGAAUAGACAGCAUGAUUGUAGACAGAAUUCACAACUGACAAAUGCAAGAUGUGUGUUGGAAGCAUUUUUACUUGUGCAUAUUACUGGGUUCUAAAUUAAUGGUAACUUCUGAAGCAAGUAUUAUGGUGGUGCUACACUGCUUGUUUUUUUGUUUGGGUUUUUUAAGUUUGGGAUGAUCAGGAAAUGGGAUUGAAAAAUUGUAAUGAUGUUAUGUCACUAUUUAAGGUCAUGGAGAGAUGUUACAUUUGCAGCCCUACAAGUGCCACUGCACUUGGAAGCACUACAAAAGUAGUACUACAGAUGUGAAGACACACAAGGCACUCCUGCUGAGCUCCCAGCCUGGAGCACAUGGAUGAGAAGGCAUGCAGUACCAUGCUGUCCAUUCAGGGAGUGUGAUAUAGGGAUGCUCAGCCCUGUGACUUUUCUCAGGCUUCCCCACCCAUUGUAGAGGAAAAACUCAGUGAAUGUGCAGUAGUCUGGUCCCCCAAUACUGCAGCUCUGCUUUCUAAGGGGGCAUGACGGACCACAGGCUGUUGGUGGUCAUGUGGCCGCCCCAGAUCCAGUCUUGUAGCUCAGUGAUUCUCAACCAGGGUACUUUGAGCUCCUUUAAAUGUGCAAGCAAGGUGAUACUCAAUAUUAGGAUUCUUAGGUGUGCAAACAUGAUUCACAAGAUUUCAAAGAUUUCAUAGACAUUU
Messenger RNA from Gavialis gangeticus (Gharial), 4447 nucleotides. It is a transcript of the gene GLP1R, whose product is annotated as glucagon like peptide 1 receptor. NCBI's taxonomy places the organism in Eukaryota, Metazoa, Chordata, Crocodylia, Gavialidae. Gene Ontology annotation, cellular component: plasma membrane. The coding region runs from base 1 to 1485 and encodes 494 amino acids. Gene Ontology annotation, molecular function: peptide hormone binding; glucagon receptor activity. The transcript is spliced from 13 exons. The record is from RefSeq and is a predicted model, not a curated record. Gene Ontology annotation, biological process: adenylate cyclase-activating G protein-coupled receptor signaling pathway; cell surface receptor signaling pathway.